CUGACCGGAAAGCCAAACAGCUGUGUUGUGACUUUCGACAUCUGAUGGUACUUUCGGUUUAAUAGGGGCAUUUGAACAAAUACUUUUAUUUCCUCUUACAUUGAAAUGGUAUUUUAAAGAGGCAUCGGUAAAAUGAAUUACUUUUGGAUAACAAUAAUUUUGCACGUGACUGGUGUGUCUGGUGUUUACACAGAUGGAGUGUCAGUGACAGUGAAUGAGGGAGAAUCAGUCACUCUAUACACUUAUGUUACAACAGUCCAACAGGAAAAGAUUUCCUGGUAUUUUAAUGACAUUAAACUUGCUGAAAUCACUGGAGGUCAGAGUAAGAUCUGUACAGAUGUUCAGUGUGAUGGGAGAUUCAGAAACAGACUGAUACUGGGUCAUAAGAAUGGAUCUCUGACCAUCAAAGACCCCAGACACACAGACUCUGGAGUCUAUAAACUAAAGAUCACGAAAAACAGCAGAGACCUUGAAAAGAUCUUCAUUGUUACUGUUCAUGGUUUUUUCAGUACUGAUACAGAAGGAGAGUCAGCAAUAGUGAUGGAGGGAGAUUCAGUCACUCUACACACUGAUGUUAAAACAGACCAACAAGCAAAGAUUAGAUGGUAUUAUUAUGACACUCGCAUCGCUCAGAUCAGUGGAGAUCUCAGUAAGACCUGUACAGAUGUUCAGUGUAAUGAAGGUACUGAGAGAUUCAGAGAAAGACUGAAGCUGGAUCAUCAGACUGGAUCUCUGACCAUCACAAACACCAGAGAAGUGGACUCAGGAGUUUAUCGUCUACGUAUCAUCAGCAGUGACACCAUCACUGAAAAGGUCUUCAUUGUUGCUGUAUAUGAUGUUCCUGCAGCUGAACAAGAUAAAAUGAAGAGAAAGUCAGUGAAGAAGGGAGAAUCUGUCACUUUAGAUCCUGGUGAAGUUAAAAACCUGAAUGAUUCGAUGACGUGGUAUUUCAAUGACACUCUCAUCGCUGAAAUCACUGGAGAUCCCAAUAAAACCUGUUCAGAUGGUCAGUGUGAAGACCCUGAUGGACGAUUCAGAGACAGACUGCAUCUGGAUCAUCAGACUGGAUCUCUGACCAUCACAAACACCAGCACCACAGACUCUGGAGAAUAUAAACUACAGAUGAACCGCAGCAGAAUCAGUAUCAUAAGGAGUUUCAGUGUAAUUGUCACUGAUUCAAGAGUGUCUUCAGCUGCUAAAGGAGGAGUAUUUGCUGUUAUUGUUUUUGUUGUUGUUCUGUUGUUUACGGCUGCAGCAGUUGCUGCUGGGAUUUACUAUCGUCACAGGAAAUCUACACAAGGACUAAAUGGCAUGUUCAGGCUGCACAGUAACAAUGAGGGGAAUGGUGCACUACACUCAGAAUGGGGUUUAACUGAUGACUGCUGAUAAUGGGACAUCACAGUAGCAGUAGUUCAUAUUUGGGUGACUUGAAAUGUAAGAGAGGAGCA
Messenger RNA from Carassius auratus (goldfish), 1448 nucleotides. RefSeq names its product carcinoembryonic antigen-related cell adhesion molecule 3-like. Bases 133 to 1386 code for a protein of 417 amino acids. NCBI's taxonomy places the organism in Eukaryota, Metazoa, Chordata, Actinopteri, Cypriniformes, Cyprinidae. The transcript is spliced from 7 exons. The record is from RefSeq and is a predicted model, not a curated record.